AUGGGACUAAUCGGUGGACUUUUUACAUCUCUUGUUAGUGGCGGAACUGCAGUUCUUUUCUCCCCAAUGACAUUCAUCAGGAAUCCGUUAUUGUGGCUUCAAACAAUGAGCAAGUAUCAAGCCACUCACAGUGCAGGUCCCAACUUUGCAUUUGAACUAGUAGUGAGAAGAUUAGAGAGUGUCAAGGAUAAGGUGCUGGAUUAUGAUCUUUCUUUUAUGAAGUUUCUUAUGGUUGCUGCAGAACCCGUUAGGCAGAAAACUCUCCUGAGUUUUGUUCGGCUCACCGCACCCUUUGGCCUUUCUCAACAAGUAAUGGCUCCAGGUUAUGGUUUGGCUGAAAAUUGUGUUUUUGUUUGUUGUGCAUAUGGAGAAAAGAAGCCCAUUUUAAUCGAUUGGCAAGGACGAGUGUGUUGUGGGUAUGUAAGUCAAAGUGAUGAAGAUGUUGACAUCAGAAUAGUUGAUCCGGAAACCAGUUUAGAACACAACAAGCCUGGGAAGGAAGGAGAGAUAUGGAUUAGCAGCCCAAGUGCUGGAAUCGGGUACUGGGAUAAAGAGGAGUUAAGUCAGAAAACUUUCAAAAAUAUGCUUGAAACUGGUCCAGGCAGAAUAUAUACAAAAACCGGGGACUUGGGAAGGAUAAUAGAUGGAAACUUGUUCAUCACUGGAAGAAUAAAGGAUCUUAUUAUCGUUGGUGGUAGAAAUAUAUACUCAGCAGACAUUGAAAAAACAGUGGAAAGUGCUUCCGAACUUCUACGUCCUGGUUGCUGUGCUGUCAUCGGGGUCCCGGAGGAAACCUUAUCAACAAAAGGCAUAUCGGUUCCAGAUUCUUCUGAUCAAGUUGGUUUAGUUGUGAUUGCUGAGGUUAGAGAUGGUAAACCUGUUAACAAAGAAGUAAUUCAGCAAAUUCAGGCUCGGGUUGCAGAAGAACACGGUGUCACUAUUGCAUCUGUUAAGCUAAUCAAACCUCGAACAAUCAGUAAAACUACAUCCGGAAAGAUAAAAAGAUUUGAAUGCCUUAAACAGUUUUCUGAUGGAACUUUGAAUCUUGUUCCAGAACCAAUUGUGACCAAGAAACGCUUAAUGCGGUCCUACACCACAGGAACAUGUAGGGAAGGAAAUACACCUAGACCUGAACUUGUGACUAGUCGUCCCUUGGCACCUAGUGGGCCGAGUCACAAAGAGAUUGAAGAUUUUUUAAUGGGUGUGGUUUCUGAGCAAACAGGAAUUUCAAUCAACAAAAUCUCGACCACUGAAGGUUUGACAUCGUAUGGGAUCGACUCUAUCGGUGUUGUUAGAGCUGCUCAAAAGCUUUCAGAUUUUCUGGGGGUUCCUGUCGGAGCAGUGGAUGUAUUCACAGCCACCUGCAUUUCAGACUUAGCAAGCUUUUCGGAGAAUCUUCUAAUGAAAUCUCAACCAAACAGCACAACUAAUCCUUUUUCCGUUCUUCCAGAAUACGAAAACGAUAGUAGUCUUGACUUCAUGACCGAGGUUACAACGCUUCACCAAUUUGGUAUCUGGACGUUGCAAGUUUGUGGACUUAUGUAUAUGUGCAUGAUGCUUGUUCUACCUGCUUAUCUGUCCAUUUCUAUAUUCAUGAACUUGAUCACUUCGGGACACUUGCCUUCAUGGAUGGGGUAUCCUAUUUCUAUACUGGCUGCUCCUAUUGCUUGGAUCUUCUGCAUAUUUAGUACCUGCAUAUCUGUUGCAUUCUUUGGUAAAUCAUUUCUUCAGCCGAAUUAUGCUCUUACCCCAGAGGUUUCGGUAUGGUCCAUGGACUUCGUGAAGUGGUGGACGCUGUACAAGGCACAAGAAGUUUCUUCUAAGGUCAUGGCAGUUCAUUUGAGGGGGACGGUGUUUUUGAAAUACUGGUUUGAGUUGUUUGGAGCAAGAAUUGGUUCAUCGGUUGUUCUAGAUACAGUUGAUAUUACAGACCCGUCUCUCCUUUUUAUAGGAGAUGGAGCUGUAAUUGCAGAAGGAGCUUUGAUUCAGGGACAUGAAGUGAAGAAUGGAGUUUUAAGUUUUCUCCCAAUCAGGAUUGGUCAAAGAUCUGAAGUUGGGCCCUAUGCUGUAAUUCAAAAAGGAAGUGUUUUAGGUGAAGAGGCUAAAGUCGGAACCUUACAGAAAACAGAAAGCGGAAAGCCUGUUUUCAGAUCAGGCAGACGCAAAAGUGUUCAAAAGGAUCCAACAAAUGAUACUCAAACCAGCACCAUCUCUCACCUAAUGGGUAUUUAUGCUGUCGCGUUUCUAAGUUCUCUUUCAGCUGCGAUAUCUUACUUCCUUUAUAUCUCUUUAUAUCAAGAGUCACCAUCUCUCAAACACUUCUCAUUUCUCUGUGUUGCUGGAGCUUUCCACUGGCUUCCUUUCACAAUUAUCGCCUAUGCUACCAUGAUCUUUACUACCUCGGUGAACCCACUGACCUUUUCCAUGACAUUAGCUGCUGCUUACCUGGCUCAUGGUUUGAUCCUUAGCUUACUAACCUGCAGUAUGACAUGGUUUCUUGACCAAAAAGACCAAACAAAUGAAAGCUCAUUUAAAAUAUGGCUUCGUCACCGAAUCAACAUCUCUUGCCAUCUUAGAUUUGCCAAGCUUCUUUCUGGAACUGAAGCCUUCUGUGUCUACUUGAGACUUUUGGGUGCAGAAGUUGGAAACCAUUGUUCAAUCAGAGCCAUUAACCCGGUUUCUGACCCGAAACUGAUCUCAAUUGGUGAGGGUGUUCAUUUGGGUGACUUUAGCAGGAUAAUUGCUGGCUUUUAUUCUAUAAACGGGUUCAAAAGUGGGAAAGUGGAAGUCCAGGAUAAUGCAGUAGUCGGGAGUCAAAGCAUUCUGCUUCCUGGUUCAGUUGUUCAAAACAACAGGUGGUGUUUAUAUCGGUUCUGA
Molecule: messenger RNA, 2877 nt
Organism: Erigeron canadensis
Lineage: Eukaryota; Viridiplantae; Streptophyta; Magnoliopsida; Asterales; Asteraceae
Exons: 3
Coding region: 1-2877 (958 amino acids)
Source: RefSeq, a predicted model, not a curated record